AUGCCAGACGCUGAUACCAACCGUAAACGCUCUCGUUCUCCUUCCGAUAGCGACCAACAAAAACAGCACAAGAGAGCUAAUAUUGGCUCUUCCAAUCCAUUAGAAGAAUCUUCAUCCACCCCUCCAGCCUCCUCCGACAAUCAUGCUGCUGUCUCAAAACCUGACGCAGAGGCUUCCAAGUCGUCUACAGCCACCACUUCCGCAGAACCUUCAGCUUCUUCGAGUGGAACCGCAGCACCUCCGCCUUCCGCCAUGAUCCAUAUGCGCUGCUUGAUAGUCACUCAAGACGCAUCCAUUAUCAUUGGCAAGGGUGGGUCUCAUGUCAAUGAGAUCAGGGAAAAGAGCGGCGCUCGAGUGAUGGUAUCCGAAAGUAUACCCGGGAAUCCCGAACGAAUCCUCAAUGUGAGCGGGCCUUUGGAUGCGGUUUCAAAGGCCUUUGGUCUCAUCGUUCGCCGCAUUAAUGACGAACCAUUUGAUGUACCGUCUGUACCUGGCAGCCGAGCGGUCACUAUCAAAUUUAUGAUUCCCAACUCCCGCAUGGGCUCCGUUAUCGGCAAGCAGGGCUCCAAGAUCAAAGAAAUUCAGGAUGCCAGCGGUGCAAGACUCAACGCCAGUGAGGGCAUGUUACCUGGUUCUACUGAGCGAGUCCUUAGUGUCGCGGGUGUCGCUGAUGCAAUUCACAUUGCCACGUACUAUAUUGGCAACAUAUUGAUCGAGGCUCAAGAACGCAUGCCUCCUACCUCUGGUUCAAGUUAUCGACCUUCUAGUAACACCAGUAGUACUCGACGCCCCCCUGCCACUACUGGUUCGACGCCCUAUGUUCCUGGAUUCUCGAGCUACUCUGCCGGAAAUCCCUCCCCGCAACUUCAAACACAGCAGAUCUACAUUCCAAACGAUUUAGUGGGAUGUAUCAUUGGCAAAGGAGGAAGCAAAAUCAAUGAGAUACGACAUAUGAGUGCCAGUCAGAUCAAAAUUAUGGAGCCUGGUGCUGUAGGCGUUAGCGUGGCCGGAGCGCCAGCACCAACUGGCGGGGAAGGAGAAAGAUUGGUCGUGAUCACCGGGCAACCGGCCAACAUCCAGAUGGCUGUUCAGCUACUGUAUCAUCGUCUCGAGCAAGAAAAGCAAAAGCAACUCCGCGCACAGACUUCUUCCUCAUCAUCAUCAGCUUGA
Lentinula edodes (shiitake mushroom) is the source of this 1170-nucleotide messenger RNA. RefSeq lists its product as uncharacterized. Gene Ontology annotation, cellular component: cytoplasm; nucleus. Gene Ontology annotation, molecular function: mRNA binding. Gene Ontology annotation, biological process: regulation of gene expression; regulation of RNA metabolic process. The coding region runs from base 1 to 1170 and encodes 389 amino acids. Lineage: Eukaryota; Fungi; Basidiomycota; Agaricomycetes; Agaricales; Omphalotaceae. The transcript has 5 exons. The record is from RefSeq and is a predicted model, not a curated record.